GAUCUCGAGGAGCGCCGAGCUGUCCCUGCCCCAGGAACUUUCCACAGACCCGUCGCGAGGUUUAAAGGCGGCUUUGAGGACCGGGAGUGAAGCAGCAUGGACACAGUCAGCCAAGUCCCCACAGAAGUUGUGCUUCCCAAGCACAUCCUGGACAUCUGGGUCAUUGUUCUCAUCAUCCUGGCCGCCAUUGUCAUCAUGACCUCCUUGUUGCUGUGCCCAGCCACUGCGGUCAUCAUCUAUCGUAUGCGGACUCAUCCCAUCCUCAGUGGGGUUGUCUGAGAAACUACGACCAAGAGGGCCAGGCGAGGGAUGAGGACAGGAGUCCCUCCCCCAGCCUCAUCCCUGUUCUCAGAAAAGCAGCAUCAGGGUCUCUGGAGCUUGGACUUCAGUUCUGGUUUUGAUUCUGCCACGGACCAGCUAUGUGAAUUCAGUCAUGGGGUCUAACUGUAUGAGUUCCAGGGUCCUCAUCUUUCACAGGGGGAUUAUGAUCCCUGCGCUUUCUACCUCUCACAGGGUUGUAA
Messenger RNA from Otolemur garnettii (small-eared galago), 521 nucleotides. RefSeq names its product small integral membrane protein 3 (gene SMIM3). Bases 97 to 279 code for a protein of 60 amino acids. Lineage: Eukaryota; Metazoa; Chordata; Mammalia; Primates; Galagidae. The record is from RefSeq and is a predicted model, not a curated record. The transcript has 2 exons.